CCCACCCCCAAUUCAUCUCGCAUUACCCACAAGAGAAGUAGGUGUCGAAACCUCUGUUUCUUCCCCUUCAAUGUUUACAUGCAAACUCUACUACCAUUUUUCACCUUCUGUACAAUGCCAUUUUCUCAUCUGAGGUUGUCUGUUACUUAUUUGCCUAUCAAUCGCAUGCCCAACACCCUUUUAUCGCCACCUUUUGAUUAUGCGGUGGAACGGACACAAUUUCAACUGAACACAAUGCAAUUGAAUUAUCGUGUAUCUGUUGUGAAGAACAUGUCUCCACCAUUUGGCUUAAUUAGUUCCUUCACAGUAUCAAGCUCUUUUUUAGCAUUGCAUACCAGCAUCAGUACAGGAGAGAAAUAUGAUGAUGGGGAAUGUUGUGAACAAGAAGUUAGUGGUGAUUCACCCGAGGAGCAAAACAAGAGUGAGGGCAUUCAAUUAGAUAAUUAUUCAAUUUAUGCAGAGAGUUAUAGUGACAAGGAUUACAAAGAAAGUGAAAGAAGAAGAAAAAUUGGACUAGCAAACAAAGGGAGAAUGCCAUGGAACAAAGGCCGGAAACAUAGUGCAGAGACUCGUGAGCGAAUCAGACAGAGAACAAAAGAAGCCUUGAGAGACCCUAAGGUUAGAAAGAAGAUGUCUGAAUGUCCCCGCGCUCAUAGCAAGAGAACAGUGGCAAGAAUACGCUCAUCACUCCGACGGCUAUGGGGAGGGCGUUUGAAAUGGAAAAGGUCAAGAGAGAAAUUCUUGCUAUCAUGGGCUGAAAAUAUUGCAGAGGCUGCUAAGAAAGGUGGGGUUGACCAACAAGAACUAGAUUGGGACAGCUAUGACAAGAUAAAAAAAGAGAUAGCUCUCCAACAGCUUCAGUGGGCUGCAGAAAAGGUGAAGGCAAAGGAAAUGGCAAAGAUUCGAGCAGUGAGAUCAGCACAAGCAAAAGCUGAAAAGAUGGCAAGGCUUGCUCAGAAGAAAAAGGAGCAGGAACAGAAGGAAAAAGUAAGAGAAGAAAUAAAAAGAAAGACGCAUAAAAAAUCAAAGGAAGAAAAAGAGGAGUUUGCUGUUUCCCAGGAGUUAAAACUCAAGGCGAGAUUAACAAAGAUUCACAAAAAGAAAUCCGUAAAUGGUGAAGUAACCAGUCAAUAUCACCGAGCUUGGGAGAAAUUCGAUUUGGAGUUUAUAGAUAGAGAACAAAAACAGCAAGAAGUUUCACUCGCAGAUCAGAUUCGUGCUGCUAAGAAUAGAAGAGCUGAAUUCGUGGCUAGGGAAGCUCUGCCAGUGAGAGAUAAUAGAGCGACCAUAGAUUCUUGCCAUUUGCUGCAACAGGAAAUAUAAGAUGAAAUAGAGGCAAGGUGGGCAUUCCUAUCUAACUGUGAUUUUUUGCUUCUCGCCAUCAGCAUUACACUUCCUUUGAUUGUAUAUUAUUUUCAGUAAAAAAGGAAGAAAUUUUGAAGCCUUCACUUGAGCCAUCAGAUUCGUGCUUUGUUAAAAGAUUCCAAUUUUUCAUUUUUUUUCUCGCAUGUAUUCAAACAAAGCAUCUGUACUUUGAUUUCUCAAAUUCAUAAGAUUUUCUCUACU
Molecule: messenger RNA, 1566 nt
Organism: Cornus florida
Lineage: Eukaryota; Viridiplantae; Streptophyta; Magnoliopsida; Cornales; Cornaceae
Product: vicilin-like seed storage protein At2g18540
Exons: 6
Coding region: 79-1323 (414 amino acids)
Molecular function (GO): DNA binding
Source: RefSeq, a predicted model, not a curated record